GCAGGUAGACGCACUGGUCUAGCUCAGUGGUUACUUCGUUGAUCUAAUGGGAGUGGCCAGUUUUCCUUUUAUAACUCCGCUUGGGAUAAAUAGAUGCUUUGCACCGCAUGAAGACUCAGACUGCACCCAACCACCUUUGUCGUCAUGUUUCUUGCAGGACUUGUUGUCUUUUUGCUGGCCCUCACAGCUGAGGCUGAAGUUGGAGACUCCUCUAAGGUGUCCUUCUGUACCGAGACGGAGGAAUGUCUGCUCUUCGACGUCAUCUGCGAGACUGAAUACUACGAGGUCCGCCACUAUAAGGGUGUGAAGUGGGUGGCCGCCACCGAGACCUCCUACAUUAUGGAAUUUGCAGCUAUGAGCGCAUUCAAGCAGCUGUACAAAUACAUUGACGGUGAAAAUGAGAAUGGUCAAAAGAUCGAAAUGACGUCACCCGUUGUUGUCAAGAUCGUUGACAAGAAGUUUUGGCAAAUGGGCGCCUACACGGUGAGCUUCCUGCUCCCCAAGGAACAUCAGGCCAAUCCUCCCAAACCUACAAAUCCCAAUGUGAAAUUCUACGACACAGAAGAAGCUUACAUGUAUGUGCGCAGCUACGGAGGCUUGUUGACGUCCAUGAGUGACAAAAAAGAAGCCGGCAAACUGAUGAAGGCCCUUAAGUCGUAUGACGCUUCCUUUAAGAGCGACUGCCACUACGGUGCCGCGUAUAACGGUCCCAUGACGUUGUGGAACAGACACAACGAGGUGUGGUUCGUCGCAGAGGGGGAGCCGGUGUGUUACAGCAGUGAGGAAAUGGGGCCUCCUUACUAAAACCGAAUGGACAGCGAUGACGUCAAGUUGACAUCAUCGCGAGACAAGACGUGCAGACGCUUUAUGGAAUCCGACAUUAAACACGGGAGCUUAUAUUAUAAGUGCUAUGUUUCAAAUGAAAGUGACUAAUUACUACUAAGUUACUACUCAUUUUCCCUACCAUUUAUUCA
Doryrhamphus excisus (bluestripe pipefish) is the source of this 974-nucleotide messenger RNA. It is a transcript of the gene soul5, whose product is annotated as heme-binding protein soul5. Gene Ontology annotation, molecular function: heme binding. The record is from RefSeq and is a predicted model, not a curated record. Lineage: Eukaryota; Metazoa; Chordata; Actinopteri; Syngnathiformes; Syngnathidae.